Acanthosepion pharaonis is the source of this 909-nucleotide messenger RNA. The record is from the annotation of a GenBank genome assembly. Lineage: Eukaryota; Metazoa; Mollusca; Cephalopoda; Sepiida; Sepiidae.
AUGUGUAAUGCGUCUAUCUAUCUAUCUAUCUAUCUAUCUAUCUAUCUAUCUAUCUAUCUAUCUAUCUAUGUACAGAACGAUGCAGAAAAUUUUUUUUUUUGUUUGGCGGUCAUUGUUUCCCCCGUCACGCUAUUUUUUUUCCCUUCUUACUUCUCUUCCUUAAUUACAGCCCCUUCUCAUAUAUUCCUGUUUUCCUCUUCCAUUUCCAUUCAGUCAAUUUGCUAUACACCCCUGCUACUUUUUCCCCUCACCGACCAUCUUUCUUUUAAUUUUCUUUUCAAUUCUUCCUUCUUUCUUUUUUUCUUCUUUUGUUUUCUUUUUUUCUUACUUUUUCCUUCUUUCUUUUUCUUCCUUCUUUCUUUUUCUUCCUUCUUUUUCUUCCUUCUUUUUCUUCCUUCUUUCUUUUUCCUUCUUUUGUUUUCUUUUUUCUUACUUUUUCCUUCUUUCUUUUCCUUCCUUUUUUCUUUUUUCCUUCUUUCUUUUUCCUUCUUUUGUUUUCUUUUUUCUUACUUUUUCCUUCUUUCUUUUUCUUCCUUCUUUCUUUUUCUUCCUUCUUUUUCUUCCUUCUUUCUUUUUUCCUUCUUUCUUUUUCCUUCUUUUGUUUUCUUUUUUUACUUUUUUUUCUUCUUUUUUUUCUUCCUUUUUUCUUUUUUCCUUCUUUCUUUUUCCUUCUUUUGUUUUCUUUUUUCUUACUUUUUCCUUCUUUCUUUUUCUUCCUCCUUUCUUUUUCUACCUUCUUUUAUUUUGUUCAUUCAUUUUAUUCUUUCUUUUUUGUUCCUUCUUUCUUUUUAUUCCUUUUUCAUUUUGUUCAGUCUUUCUUUCUCUUCCUUCUUUUUUUCCUUCCUUAUUUCUUUUUCUUACUUCGUUCUUUUUUCUUUCUUUCAUUAUGUGUCAGCUGUUCCUUUCUGA